This is a messenger RNA of Diospyros lotus (date-plum), 1894 nucleotides long. RefSeq lists its product as uncharacterized. The record is from RefSeq and is a predicted model, not a curated record. NCBI's taxonomy places the organism in Eukaryota, Viridiplantae, Streptophyta, Magnoliopsida, Ericales, Ebenaceae. Bases 173 to 682 code for a protein of 169 amino acids. The transcript has a single exon.
CUCUAUCAAUACCGAGAUAAUUGGGCUAGUAAAUCAUUGUGAAUUUGUUAAGGAGCUUAUGGAUUACCUAGCCUUUUUAUACUCAUGUAAAGGUAAUGUUUCUUGCAUCUAUGAUGUAUGUAAGGAGUUUUUCUGCCCAGAGAAAUAGGAUAGGACCCUUACAGAAUAUUUUAUGGACUUCAAACGAGUGUAUGAAGAGUUGAAUUCUCUUCUUCUAUUUAGCACCAAUGUAGAGAUGCAACAAUCUCGACGUGAACAGAUGGCUGUUAUGAGUUUUCUAGCAGGAUUACCAGCAGAAUUUGAUGCUGCUCGAACGUAUAUUUUGUCCAGCCCGGAGAUUAGAUCUCUCCGUGAUGUUUUUACUUGGCUUCUACAAGCAAAAAAUCCUCAUCCUCCAAGCACUAAUUUUGCUCUUGUAAGUCGUAGUAACUGUACUGCAAAUGGACAUCGUGGUGGAAAGGGUGGCUGGAAUGGUCAUGGAGGGAGGCACAAUGGUGAUACUAGUGGUAGUUGGGGUCAUGGUUCAGAUAGUAGCAGCAGACCUACAAGUUAUCACUGCGGUGAGGUUGGUCACACCAAACGUACUUGCUGUGGAAACUUCAUGGGAAACCCUUAUAGCCCUCAGUUGCCAAUAUUGUUGCUCAUGAUAAGAGCCCUUCACCUUUUGAACAAACAGUUCUGAUUUUUGGUGAUGAAUACACUCGUUUUACCCAAUACCAAGCCUCCAAAUCAUCUAUCAACACCUCGACAACUAUUGGUGAUAGCUCAGGUAAUCCUACUACAUGUCUUAUGUCAUCCUCUACCAAAUGGGUUAUUGAUUUCAGUGCUACAAAUCAUAUGACGGGUAACCCGGAUAUUCUUUCAUCCUUUGAUUACCAAACUCCUUUCCCAAAUGUGACAUUGGCUGAUGGGUACAUUGCGUCUGUAGUAGGUUGCCAUCCUACUCCAUCUCUUUCAUUGUCAUCUGUUUUAUGCUACCUAAUUUUUCUUUUCAUUUACUCUCUGAUUUAUGUUUCAUUCUUUUCUACCCAUUGAGUCUUUCAGGAUCUUAUGACGAAGAAGAUUAUUGGUAGAGGAUAUGAGUCUAGUGGCCUGUAUCUCCUACCCUAUCAAUUCCAUAACCAACCACUUGCUUCAGUCUCCUCUCUCCUCUCAGUCUCCAUUGUCGUUUGGGACAUCCCUCCUUGUCUACGUUGAAGAAGUUGUCUCCUCAUUUUUCUUCUUUAUCUCAUCUAAAAUGUGAGUCCUAUCAAUUUGAUAAAUAUCACCAUGUCUUAGGGUGCGUUUGAUUGCAAGGGUGGAAUUUGAGUGGAAAGAAAAUGAAUUCCAAGGAAUUAAAUCCUAGGGAAAAUAUCAAUUGAAGGCGUUUGAUUGGCUUAAUUUUCUACCUAGAAAUUACCUAAAAAUAAAUCAAAUAUACUACACAAAAUAUUCAGAAAACCAAAUAUAUAUACACAAAUAUACAUACACGCAGCUUCAGGUUGAAGGAGCUGCCGCUGCCAUCGCCAGUCACCGACUCCAUCACUCGCCGCAGAUCUUGCUACCUCCAUCGCAACCAUUCACAGCCAUCAUCUCCGCCCCCACCACUGACUCCUCCUCCUCAUCAUCAUCAUCAUCUUGUUCUUCCAUCCUCUCCGUAGAUCUCGCCACCGCCAUCAUCUUCUCCUUAUCUUCUUCUGCUUCCAUCCUCACUAUAGAUCUCGCCAUCGCCAAUGACACCGUCCAUAACUCAACUCAUCUCUGCCAUCGCUACCUUCUGGAUCGCCAUUUCUAGAGUCCCUCUUCGUUGAUUUUUUCGUUCGCCAAUGACACCGCUACCUCCAUCGCCGCUGCCGAGCUUCCCCUGUCGCCAUCAUCGUUGUCCCCUCGGCCGCUACCUCUUGUUCGAUCGCCC